Messenger RNA from Anopheles darlingi, 2818 nucleotides. RefSeq lists its product as uncharacterized. The record is from RefSeq and is a predicted model, not a curated record. Gene Ontology annotation, biological process: regulation of transcription by RNA polymerase II. Lineage: Eukaryota; Metazoa; Arthropoda; Insecta; Diptera; Culicidae. Gene Ontology annotation, molecular function: chromatin insulator sequence binding; zinc ion binding. Gene Ontology annotation, cellular component: chromosome; nucleus. Bases 45 to 2696 code for a protein of 883 amino acids. The transcript is spliced from 2 exons.
CUGUGAAACGUCCUCAAUAUCUGUGCUAGAUCGCAAUCCACGCCAUGGAUAAUGUGUGCAGGUUUUGCCUGGAACACAUAGUGCGCAAAAAAGCAACUUCAAUCGGCAACCAUCAAUUCAAAUCGAUGGUGCGACGAGUGUUCCCGUUCGAGAUCGACUACGACGAGAAAUUGCCAAUGAAGGUUUGCGGGAAAUGCUUCUCGGUAGUACGCGAGUUUCACUGGUACUCGCAGAAGGUGCAAGCUGUCCAAGAGCUCCUGGAACGACAGUUUUACACAACGGAGAACGAAUCUUCAUGCUCAGUGUCCCAAGCAGCCGUUGAUGACGAUAAUGCUGGUAAUCUUAGGGGAAGUGAUGAGCAAAUUGGUUUUGGCAAAUGUGACCACAAAACACCAACCGAGAAACUUUCCGAUGUAGUAAGUAUCUCUUCGGAGGAUACGCAAUACACCGAACAAGAUGCUGCCACUCCUGCUAAUCAUAUCGACAGCCGUCAUUGUUUAACGGAUUGCUCAGAUUCCUAUGAUUCGGAAAACGAUACCAACGAGAAGCCAGAAGGGCAAGAAACAGAGUCGAUGCAGUGCGAUGUAACGACAAACAACAAUCAAGAGUCCAUCACAGCAACCAUUCAUGAAUCACAAAACGAAAGAUUUCAUGCGGAAGUUGACAAACAGUCAGCAUCGGUUACGGCGGAUUGUCAGCGGAACGAGCUAUUGGCGUACAGUGCGCCACAAGCAACGGAAUACGAUCAGAGCGGUGAAACAAUGAACGACUACUUCCAAGGCCUUUCCGAGAUUGUGAUCAGCGACACUGCUGGUUGGUUUGAAGAUGUACAAAAUAUCAUCUGUGAAGAAGUGCCACUGUUGCAAGAAUUUGAGAUCUUCAACAGUGGCAGUUUUGCCGGGGCCGACAAAUCCGUUGUGCAAGAGACGAAACCGAAUGAGUCCUCGCAGCUUCACGAUCAACCAACAGUUGCACCAUAUCCAUGCGCUGCGGAUACUUUCCAGGUCGCGCAACAAACGGCCACACAUGCGAAGGUCGUGCACUAUAAGGAAGGCUUAAAUUCGAAGGAAUCGGAAGAAAUGGACUAUGGUUAUGAACAGAAAAGUAACGCAACAAUGGGCGUCAGUUUAGAAGAUCUGAAUCCAUCGGAUGGUACAGAACCCCUAAUAGAUUCGUCAAUGAACAAUCCGCAAGAAGAGAAUGAUCAAGCCCAAGAAUUACAUGAUGCAACCGAAUCUGUAGCAAGCGGAAUGUGCAACAUGGAUGCUACAGCAGCUGGUGCAUGCGUUGGCUCACAACAUCCUACAUACCUUACGAAACAUGACCGGACUAAUGGUCAUUUUAAAAGCCAGGAUGAUGGCUCCAAGGAUGAACAUAACCAUAGCGAUUUAAUCGACCAUGUACAGGAAGUGCCAUACGAGGAGGAAGUCUAUAGCGAGGAAGCAGCGAACCAGUCUCUCACCAUCGUUGAUCAUGCAACCGUACGAGAGGUUUCUACGAAACAAGAAUUGGGCAAAAUUCCGGUCGUAGCUAAAUCCGUUUUCGUCAACAACAGCAAUGCCCAACCCACGUCCAAUAAGACCCAAACAGUAGUGAUUUCUUCGUCGUCUUCUGGUUUCAUGGAUGCGUUUAGUAAGUUUGUUGAACAGCAGAAACCUCCAGUCGAAAGUUACAACAAUAGCAUUUCAAUACUCGAAUCAAAGAGACAGGCGACAGUGGCCUCGAUGUCGAGCAGUCAGCAAAAUCUUCCCACUAAGAAAACAACAUUAAAAAAAGAUAAUGAAAAGGCAUCCAACGAGCUAGACAAUGCUAUAGAGAAGUACUUCGACCUCCAAUGCGAACUGUGCCCCCAAAUUACCGAGGAAUGCUUUACCACCUUUGACAAACUAACGGCACACUUUCGAAAAGUACACGAUAUACGCGGGUAUGCGCGAUGCUGCGGCAAACAGUUCUUUUAUCGUCGCCAAUUGAUGGAUCACAUCGAUUAUCAUCGGGGUCUUCUGCGGUGUAGCGUUUGCGAUAGAAGCUUCACCACGAGAGCUGCCAUGAAGCAGCACGAGAACGUGUACCAUAAACCGACGAAAUUGCAGUUUCCGUGCACGGAGUGUAGGACGGUGUGCGACACCCAGAACGAAUUGUCAGUCCACAAGUCUUUGAUGCACAAUAGAGUACCUAGCGAGACGCAUGAGAACCAAGACCAAAGGACGAAGGAUUGCAAAACAUGCGGCGCAUCUUUCACCUCAGAACAGCAGCUGAAUAAUCACAUGAUGGUGCACUGUGGAAACGAGAACGAAACGAAACUCGCUAAUACCCGACCGUGUCUACAUUGUAGCAAAGUCUUUCGAACGGAGAAGCGCUUUAACUCGCAUAUGCUUCUGUAUCAUCCCAGGCACGUGUUCUCCUGCGAUCUUUGUAGCUUUUCGUCUCCCAAUAUGUCGUUGCUGCGGAAACACAAACUAAACAAGCAUGCAGCAAUCGUCUCAAGCCGCAGCAGAACGCUGAUGACACAAAGUGAACGCCGGUUAACGGGUGUUGUGUACGGUGGAAAGGCGCACAUAGGUAGUGGGUUCGUGGGAAGUGAAAACCUUCUGGCGUUACAUAGUCACCAGCAGCACCGCUCCGAUAAGACCGUCUACUCGAUAAACAGCAAUGAAGCGAAGAACGACGAUAAUAAAGCGACGGAAGCCUACUACUAAUGGGACGGGAUUGAUUGGAUACGUUUCAGCGUUUUUUUCAGUAACAUUAGCGUCAUGUUGAUAUAUUUUUAGCUAUAGAGCAACCUGGUGGUUCACAGUAGGCUCUUCUGUUCUGCCCCGAG